AUGAUGCUAAGGAACGUGCUGGUGGGCCGUAGACUAACGACGUUGUGCGUGAUCUUUCUUUACACCGGCGGCAUGUCUUAUCAUACGAUCAUGCCAUUGUCUUCCAGAACGAAGACGAAUGGUAGCUUCACAAGUAGACCGCUGGUUUAUCCGGGAUAUGAUCUCUAUUUCGAUCCUCAAGCAAGUCCCGCUUACGAGAUCAUCUUUGGUAUGCAUUGCCUAUCUGCUAUGAUACAAUAUAGCGCUACAACAGCAGCGUGCAGCCUGGCUGCGAGCUUUGCGACGCACGCGUGCGGACAGGUGCAGAUAUUGAUGACACUUUUGGAUGAUCUAGUCGAUGGAAAGAGAAAUAAAGGUACCAAUGUGGAGAAACGUUUAAGAUUGAUAACGAAGCAUCACGUGCGUGUGCUGAGAUUUACGACCGACGUGGAGAAAAUAUUACGUGAAAUAUGCUUACUGGAACUGGUUGCUGCAACCUUGAUUAUAUGUUUGCUCGAGUAUUAUUGUAUGACGUUUGGCAAAAUUGGUUCAGCCGCGUAUGAAGUUAAUUGGUAUGAUUUACCCGGUCAUAAGGCUGUGGAUCUUGUAAUGAUCAUUACAAUGUCUUAUUACCCACCCAAGCUUACAGCUGGCAAAUUCUGUGAUUUAUCUCUCAAUACUUUCAGUACCGUACUUAAAACAUCCGUAGUAUAUUUAAAUUUACUUCGGACAGUUACGCAAUAAAACUUAUACAAUCCACAAAAAAU
This is a messenger RNA of Acromyrmex echinatior (Panamanian leafcutter ant), 746 nucleotides long. RefSeq names its product odorant receptor 10-like. The record is from RefSeq and is a predicted model, not a curated record. NCBI's taxonomy places the organism in Eukaryota, Metazoa, Arthropoda, Insecta, Hymenoptera, Formicidae. Gene Ontology annotation, molecular function: olfactory receptor activity; odorant binding. Gene Ontology annotation, biological process: detection of chemical stimulus involved in sensory perception of smell; sensory perception of smell. Gene Ontology annotation, cellular component: plasma membrane.